UGAGUUAAAAAAAAAUCAAAAACCCUAAUCCUCUUUUGAGUUUUCCCUCUGCCGAUGUACGGAUCGGAGAAUAACCGCGAUGAUUCUGAGCGAACCGCUUUCAGAAGAGCAGAGAAGAAAUACAAGCUUUACUACGACAACAAUGCAUCUUCCAAGAACAAAAAGAAAAAACAACCUAAACCAGUGGAUUUAACGGAGGUUCUUGACUUCAGAUCUAUUCUAGAAUGCUAUCUUCAAAGCGGUGCACUUCCUCCGGGUGUUAUUGUUCUCCACGAGAACUUCACCUCUCCGGUUUUCUCUUUGCAAAAUCGCCCAGGCUUUUAUUUUAUUCCUGGAGCAUUAACCAUUGAGGAACAGUGUAGUUUGAUAAAGGAGAGUUUGACUGAUUUUCCGCAGCCCCCUAACAGAACAAAUCACAAUGCCAUGUAUGGUCCAAUUCAGGAUGUUUUUGGUGCUGCUAAGGAAGGGAAAGUUUUGGUCGAAGACAACUCUCCAAUUUCUUCAUCAGAAACUGGUGCUGAUAUAGAUAAUGGAGAUUGUAAGGAAUGGAAAUUUACUACCCAAAAGGAAGCGUCUUUGAGAAAGUGCAAAUCCGUUUCUGCUUCUGCGUUGCUUCGGAAGUUACGAUGGAGCACCCUGGGCCUGCAGUUUGAUUGGUCCAAGCGGAAUUACGAUAUGUCUCUCCCACAUAACAAAAUCCCUGAACCACUGUGUGAACUUGCCAAACAAUUGGCCAAGCCUGCUUUACCUGCUGGUGUUGAAUUCAGACCUGAAGCUGCAAUUGUGAAUUACUUUGGUUCAGGGGACACGCUGGGUGGUCACCUUGAUGACAUGGAAGCAGAUUGGAGCAAGCCUAUAGUUAGUUUAAGUCUGUGUUGCAAGGCUAUAUUUCUUUUGGGAGGAAAAUCCAGAGAGGAUACUCCUCUGGCAAUGUUCCUUCGAAGUGGCGAUGUGGUUCUUAUGGCUGGAGAUGCAAGGGAAUGCUUUCAUGGGGUUCCUCGAAUCUUCACAGAUGAAGAAAAUGCUGAAAUAGGCCAUCUCGAGACACGGUUGACGCAUGAAGAUGAUCUCUGUUUCUUAAAAUACAUCCAAACUUCUAGAAUCAACAUUAAUAUCAGACAAGUUUUUUGAGUAGUCUUUUCUUUCAAAGAGAAAAAUUGUUGUAUCAGGUCAUGAAACAAAAUAUGAUUUAUUAGUUAUAUUUUAAGGGAUUGUUGCUUCGUAUCAAUUUUAGUCUUGUCCACCAAA
Molecule: messenger RNA, 1248 nt
Organism: Vigna angularis (adzuki bean)
Lineage: Eukaryota; Viridiplantae; Streptophyta; Magnoliopsida; Fabales; Fabaceae
Product: alpha-ketoglutarate-dependent dioxygenase alkB
Exons: 7
Coding region: 55-1131 (358 amino acids)
Biological process (GO): oxidative RNA demethylation
Cellular component (GO): cytoplasm; nucleus
Molecular function (GO): oxidative RNA demethylase activity; ferrous iron binding; broad specificity oxidative DNA demethylase activity
Source: RefSeq, a predicted model, not a curated record